GAGAAAGUCUGAGUGAGUGCGCCGUGUUGCUGGCUGGAGAAGAAGGGAGGGGUGCUGACAGACGUGUUCGUAUCAACCUUCUCACCGAGAAAGCUUCUCGAAAGACACUUCAGUGAUGGCGGAGGCCCACCAGGCGGUGGCGUUCCAGUUCACCAUAACGCCAGAGGGGAUAGACCUGCAACUGUCCUAUCAGGCCCUGAACCAGAUCUACCUGUCUGGAGUACGAUCGUGGAAGAAACGAGUCAGCCGCAUGAGGAACAGCGUGAUAAAGGGAGUGUACCCUGCCAGCCCUUCCUCCUGGCUCUUUGUUGUCAUAGCGAUCCUGGCCACCAUGUAUAUGCAUUCGGAUCCCAGCAUGGGGCUCAUCACCAAGAUACAGCAACACCUGCCACUGAGUCUCCAUGUCUCCCUCAGUACCCAGGGUCAGACCAUGGUGUCUGCGCUGGUCUUCAGCACUCUGCUGUGGCUCUCCCUCAUCCUCGCGCUCAGAUUCUGCCUCAAGCUGCUGCUCUCCUACCACCAAUGGAUGUUUGAGCAGCACGGCCGAGUUUCCAACGUCACUAAAGUCUGGGUGACUCUGCUGAGGUUAUUAUCAAGCAGGAAGCCUCUGCUGUACAGUUACCAAACCUCUCUACCUCACCUGCCUGUUCCUUCCAUCAAGGACACAGUGAGCAGGUACCUGAAGUCAGUGCGCCCUCUGUUGACUGAUCCAGAGUUUAAAAGAAUGACCGAACUGGCCAGUCACUUCGAGUCUAACCUGGGAAACCGCCUGCAACGUUACCUGAGACUCAAAGCUCUGUGGGCCACCAACUAUGUGAGCGACUGGUGGGAGGAAUACAUCUACUUGAGGAGCCGAGGGCCCAUAAUGGUCAACAGUAACUACUAUGGCAUGGACUUUCUAUAUGUGACCCCGACCCCGGUGCAGGCAGCCAGAGCAGGCAACACCAUUACUGCCCUGCUGCUCUACCGCCGCAAGGUCAACCGGGAGGAACUCAAUCCAAGUCGUGUUCCAGGCACCGUCAUCCCUCUGUGUGCCGCUCAGUGUGAGAGGAUGUUCAACACAACACGCAUGCCAGGAGUCGAGACAGAUGUGCUCCAGCACUGGGAGGACAGUGAGUUUGUGGCAGUGUAUCACAAAGGGCGCUAUUUCCGCCUGUGGGUGUACCGUGCAGGCCGCCUCCUGUGUCCCAGAGAGAUUGAGUACCAGAUCCAGAGGAUCUUAGAUGACCCUUCACCCCCACAGCCUGGAGAGGAAAAACUGGGAGCACUCACAGCUGGAGACAGGAUUCCUUGGUCUCAGAUGAGGAAGCAGUACUUCAGCUCCGGCAUCAACAAGCGAUCACUGGAUGCCAUCGAGAGGGCAGCCUUCUUCGUAACCUUGGAUGAUGAAGAACAAGGCAUGAGGGGAGAGGACCCGGCAGGAAACCUGGACCGCUACGCCAAGUCCCUGCUCCAUGGCAAAUGCUAUGAUAGGUGGUUUGACAAAUCCUUUUCCAUUGUGAUCUACAAGAAUGGGAAGAGUGGACUGAAUGCAGAGCACUCCUGGGCUGACGCACCGACAGUGGCUCACCUAUGGGAGUACGCCCUGGCCACUGAUGCCUUCCAGCUUGGCUACACCGAGGACGGACACUGUAAAGGCGAGGUUGACCGCUCACUGCCACGACCCCAGAGGCUAAUGUGGGACAUUCCGUCAGAGGUCCAAGCUCAGGUGUGCAGCUCCCUGGCUGUUGCCCAGACGCUGGCAGAUGAUGUGGACUGCCACGUGUUUCCCUUCAGAGAGUUUGGAAAAGGACGUAUCAAGAAGCUGCGCGUCAGCCCCGAUGCAUUCAUACAGAUCAGCUUACAGCUGGCUUACUACAGGGAUCGUGGUGGUUUCUGUCUGACUUACGAGGCAUCAAUGACCCGUCUGUUCAGGGAGGGCCGCACAGAGACUGUGCGAUCCUGCUCCAACGAGAGCUCUGCCUUCGUCAAAGCUCUAGAGGAUGGAGAGGCAGGGGAACAAUGCAGGCGUCUUUUCCGACUGGCUUCAGAGAGGCACCAAAACCUUUAUCGAAUGGCUAUGACUGGAGCUGGAAUUGACAGACACCUCUUCUGCCUCUAUGUGGUCUCCAAAUACUUGGGGGUGGAGUCACCCUUCCUCAAAGAGGUUUUGUCGGAGCCUUGGCGUCUUUCCACCAGUCAGACCCCAGUGCAGCAGAUGGAGCUGUUUGACCUGAAGAACCACCCCGAUUUCAUAUCGCUGGGCGGAGGCUUCGGACCUGUUGCUGAUGAUGGUUAUGGGGUUUCAUACAUCAUUGUGGGUGAGGAUAUGAUCAACUUCCACGUGUCAUCCAAACACUCCUGCAGUGACACUGACUCCCACAGGUUUGGAGCUCAGAUAAGUCAAGCUCUCCAGGACAUCAUGACUGUCCUCUCUGCUGACGCCAAAAGCUCCUCGUCCGCCAAAGGCACGGCCCCGCCUCAGCCCAAGAAGCUCGCCUGAAUGUGGCAGAAAGCAUCUCGCCGUGUGGGCAAACGUCCCCCCUGACAAAAGAGAAUUUAAUGAGUAAAAUCAAAGGGAGGUCCCAGCCUAGUUCAGGGGGGCUUUGUUUGCGUCUGCCAUCAUUUUAAGUCACACCAGUAAGAUAGCUUGUAGGCCCCAUUCAGACAGAGAAACAAGGCACACUGAAAAUGCAAGGAGCCCGUUGAUUUUGACAGGUGAUCUGUGGCUCGUCCCCCCCCAAAAAAAAAGAAUAAUUAGAAAACACCCACACCUGCUUCAGAGCUCUGCCACACCUCACCUGAAUGUUAUGAUUUGCAUUCCUCCGUUUAAAAAGCGCGGAGUUCAGAAGCCUCUCUGUGUGAACAGGCACUAACAUAUUUGACAGCUAUUGAGCAUUAAUACACGUACGUACGCUUCAGAGAGACUCAGCUUGACGGCAUGUGAGCCUGCACAAUGCCUCCAGCCCCUACUUUCUCUGAGAAUAUGAAACCAGCGAUGGGUGAUUUUCAAGAAAGAGGGAGCAAAGGUCGUCAUCUUAAGAGGAAAGUCUUAGUAGACAGGUAUGAAGCAGAGAAAGGGAGACACAUCUCCCCGAGCAUUAGCAGACCAUAAAUCUCAAAGAGAGCUGAAAGGGAAAGUUUUUUUAGUUUGUCCCCAGUGUGAAAUGAUGCUGUGGAGAGAUAAAUGUCUCUGAAGGGAAAGAGUUAUUUACAGACCUCCACCCAAAAGAGCCCCUUUUUUAUAUCCUUUAACUUCAUGGCGUUUAGAACGAGGCAAUGAAAGUCCCAGUCCUGCCUUUAAAACGGCAACUAUAUAAUCUUUGAUGUUUGGGUUCCAUUAGCGUCACCUGAUCUCUGCACGAGCCUGAAUCAAUCGUUAACCGCUUGAUGUCGUAGUUAAAUUUUCAGUAAAUCAGGAGGAAGCUGUUGCUGUUUAUAAAUAACUGCUUAUAUAGUUACAUUUCUCACCAAAACGCACUGAGUCUGUCCUUUACGUCUUCAGUUAAAGUAGCUGUACCACAAUGUAAAAAUAUUCCACUCCAAGUAGACGUCCUGCAUUCAAAAUAUUACCAGCAAUUGUUUGCAUUUCAAGUAUAUAAAGUACAAAUACUCAUAAUGUGGCUGGAAGUCAAUACAUAUUAUCAAAAGUACAUUAUUUUUAAUAAAUCAUGUAUUUGGAUUUAAUGUUGAAACAUGUUUAUCUCCAAACUACAGCUCUCAGAUCUGAUCUGUAGUCAUGUAAAAAGUACAAGACUUUCCUCUGAAAUGCAGUGGAGUACAAGUAUAAAGUAGCUGGAAAAGUACAAGUAUCUCAAACGUGCACCUUAGUAUAGUGAACUGCGGUUUCAUGUGUCAUCGGUUAUGAUUCAGGUUAUAACUGGAGGCCUCCAGCUCUUCUGAGCAUUGCGUAGCAGUGCUGUGCUCACAGUGCAGCCACAGGAACACCAAACAAAAAGUUUCAGUCCUCACAUUAUAGAAUUUAAAUUCACUGCAGAUUUAUGCAGUUCAGGUACAGUCUCUGUUUACAGUAACUGUCCAUAAAAGCAAAUACAUGUUUUUCAGGCUGACUGAGAUCAGGCGGUAACUUACGAUGUCACUGGAAGUUUUAUUUAUUUAUCUGUUGAAAGGAUGGAAGAAAGCAAGAGAGGGCGGCAGAAGAAAAGGAAGCGCUAAUGACCUUUUCAUGAUUUUCUUUUACUUUUAAUUGUCAGUUCAGUGCACUGAAUUAAUGAGUUGUUGAUGUUUUAGUUCAGAGGAUUUACAUGAUCGUAAGGACAUGCUUCAGCUUACCAGUCACAGCUGUUGAAUGAAAGGCAAUUCAAGUGUUGCGGAUGGUCACAAGUAGACUGUUUAUAUGUGAAAUGCAGUCACGUUGCCUUCAUUAUUCUUACUGUCACUGAACCAGUUACUUGGAAACAUUUGAGAGGGAAAGUGAAAGGGCUAAAAGGCUCCUGCCAACUCUAUAUAUUUCCUUUUAAAGGACGCACACUUAUUAAAGCAAAGACAGACAGCAGUAAGUUCCCCAUUUGAUCAGGAUUCAGGUUUACAUAUGGUACACACAGUCCACCUCUGGGCCAGUGGCACUUUAUUCCAGGGGAGGACAUCAAUAAGGUGGCACCCACCUCCAACCAUCCGCCGUUUUAAAGCUACGGCUUUUAUGAAACACCCUCGUGCCUGAAUUCAAGUAUUCAUUAAAACACUUUCAAUGCAAUUUCUUAAUCAAUGCAAUUCCUACAGGAAACCGUGGAACACGUGUUGUUCUGUGUUCUCUGUGUGCUAAUGAGAAUGUACUACAGUUUCUCAGUUAGUUAGGAUGUGUUCUCAUGUGCAGCGAUGUUGUGGUUAAACAAAAAGCAAGUCAACUAUUGACUCCAUCUGUCACAAAAUGGUACAUGUCAGAGCCUCCACUCCAACAUAUUCAUGGUCUCAUACAGACAAACAUUGGCUAAAAAGAGGCAGCGUUGACCUUCCACCACAUCUCUGCUCAUGUUUUCUAACUGUACCCUAACUUUAUGCGAUCUCUUUUUAGAGAGAUUUUUUUGGCUUAAUAUUUUAGUAACGUCAGACCACAGUGGCUUCAGUCUCACUUUCAACAUUUAGCAGCUCAUUUCCCAAACUGUUUACGGCCGAGCGGCCGUUUGUUUUUAUAAUCGCUCUGUUAUGCAGCCACAGGGCAUGAAUCUUUUUGUUUUGUUGCAGCUGAGAUAACUGUAGCAGUGUAGACCAAAGUAGAACAACUUGUCUACUUCUCUCCACUCAUGACUUUUCUAACAGUUUCACUUUGUGGAAGGCCCACAACAAUGUGUGUACAAAAUGUGUAUUAUUUCUGCCUUUCCUUUUCCUUUUAUCACAGUAUUUACAGUAUACUGAAACAACAAUCAUUUUUAACAUGAGUUUUGUUUACUAGUAAUCACAAAAUUCACAGAAUUCAUGAUCACAAAGUAUUCAACAUUUACCUACUUGAUAAAAACAGACCUAAACCAGUUUAACCGCUCUGUCACGCUUUUGUCGUCGAGGUCUUGAAAUACAACUAAUGGUUUCAUUGUGAUCACAGAACAAUCAGGCUUAUGUUUGCAUCAGAAACAUUUGUCAGGAUCACACAGACUUCUCUAACUUCCUCUCCUGCCUUCCACACUUACAUGAUGUCCUGCAUGUUUGGGCAAAUCCUCGAGAGAAAACUAGAGUCACUCGUCUCUUUAACAAGGGCUUCUGAUAAUGUUGGUGGAUCUAAGAUCACUCUGUUGUUGCAGUUUGGAUAAGAGCUUCAGCUAAAUGCAUCAAAUGCGAUACAGAUGUUGUUUAAUCCUCACUACUCUCCGUUGUUCACUUUAUGCCUCACCUGUCUACACAGCCAGUCAAACCAUCAUGUGCCUCAGUCCACUCCUUAUACGUGAGGGAAUCAGUGUCCCCGGGCUGUCAGCUGUUCGCUCUCACAAAAAGCAGCAAAGCUAGCAUUUAGCAGCAGGUUUACAAUGUGCUUAAGAUUCAGAUCAGCACCGUCUUUUCUUACUUUUUAAAAUUUGGGAUACAUUUUUAUGUUUAUGUCUGUGUAAUCUGUAAAACUGCUGUUUAUACUCCUGGUUAAUAGUGAUGCUUGAACAUUUUUGAUGAAUUUGUGGGUAUUGUAGUUUUGUGUUAUAUCCCAAGUUUACUGACUUUACACUCCAGACAGUGCUAAUUAUUGAAAUGUUUUUGUCAGUGAUUUUCGUUCUAAAACUUAUUUAAACGUCAAUUAUGAACUUGUAAAGGUCUUUUAUACAUGGUGAUGGCGUGAAAUAAAAUACUCUCUGACACUA
Chelmon rostratus (copperband butterflyfish) is the source of this 6278-nucleotide messenger RNA. It is a transcript of the gene cpt1a2b, whose product is annotated as carnitine palmitoyltransferase 1A2b. Lineage: Eukaryota; Metazoa; Chordata; Actinopteri; Chaetodontiformes; Chaetodontidae. Gene Ontology annotation, cellular component: mitochondrion. The transcript is spliced from 19 exons. The record is from RefSeq and is a predicted model, not a curated record. Gene Ontology annotation, biological process: fatty acid metabolic process; carnitine metabolic process. The coding region runs from base 116 to 2482 and encodes 788 amino acids. Gene Ontology annotation, molecular function: carnitine O-palmitoyltransferase activity.